UUCGGCCCAUUGGGUCCACACCGGCACACCGCACCACCAUGACCGACGGGCCCGCUAGCUCCGGCGACUCGCCGCCGCCCCCGCCGCCGCAGCAGCACACGGAGAGCGGCUCCAUCUCCUCCAUGGUCGCCACCUCUGCCGCCUCAGCUGCGGCUGCGGCCGCGGACCUCACCCGCCGGGGUGAGGCCCUCGGCGCCGACAUGGCCGCCGCCGCCAGGGCUGCCGUCGACACCGCCAUCGCCCACUCCCGGUCAUCCGCCGCCGCCGCGGCAGAAGCCGCCUCCUCGGCCAAGGCCGACGCCCUUGCCGCCUUCCCGGGCCUCACGCUCAUCGCAAAGGAGAAGUUGGAAUGGAUAAAGAACGAGUACAUGGCUCACGAGCAGAUGGUAUUCGGCAAGAUCAAAGAGAGUGUCAUCGUGGCGAUUGAGCAUCCAAGAAUUGCUGCAGGCUCCACUACAAUUGCGGGAAUUGUGCUGUUCAAAAGGCCAAGGAGCUACCUGAUCCAACGAGUCCGACGCAUAUUCGUAAGCAAGGAGACCCUUCUUUCUGGCAUCCAAGCUGAGGUGAAUCACAUGCGACAAACUGUCAAUCUUGUGUCCAAUGAAAGCCAAAAGUUGAUGGAUAGAGCAGCAACUGCUGAAAAAAGAUUUCAGAAAGGAUGGAAUACACUCAGGGAAGAAGGCCGUGCCAUUCAAAGUGAGCUGAACCAGAUAGGUGAUAUUGAAAACCAAGCAGUAGGUCUCAAGAGCAUUCUUGGUCAGCUUCCCAGAGCACAUGCAUCUGAAUUUCGAUCAGAGAUAUCUGGCCUAGCUUCUCAGGUGAAGAAGGAGAAGAGAGUACUUAGCACCACGCUCUCGAAGAUUGUGAACUAUGGUGUCCCUAUCUGACUGUUGCAGUUCCCGUGGUUUUUAUCAGCGAAGAGAUUCUGAAGACAUUGUUGAAUCGUUAACUUCAUACCACUUGUUUGCAGAGGGAAAAGAAAAUAUAGUAACAUGUUUAAUCAGCCAUUGAGAUGUAAAUGUGCCGCUGAUGCAGCAACAAGCCAGCAACAUUGACAUUUCGUAGUGUUUUGCACCAUAUGGCAUUCUC
Molecule: messenger RNA, 1089 nt
Organism: Oryza brachyantha (malo sina)
Lineage: Eukaryota; Viridiplantae; Streptophyta; Magnoliopsida; Poales; Poaceae
Exons: 9
Coding region: 39-887 (282 amino acids)
Source: RefSeq, a predicted model, not a curated record